AUGGGGUGCGAGUCGUCGCAGCCGAUGGUGGUGGCGAAUGCGGCUAAGAACGAGGUGGACGAGCAGCUGGAGAGGUUACAUGAAGAGGAGCGGACCCAUUACAAGAUCCUUUUGCUUGGUCCAGGCGAGGCCGGCAAAUCGACAGUGCUGAAGCAGCUCAAGUGCAUCUACAAGGGGGGCAUACCUCUCGCGGAGCAACGGAUGCAUGGCCUGGCGAUUCGACGCAACACGAUCCAAUCCAUGCAGGCCAUCCUGGAGGCGACGAUGGUGCUGGGGAUACCACUCGAGGGUGAGGCGGCGGCGGCGGCCGGGCGCGUUUUGAUGCUCGACGAGGGGACUGACCUCAGUCCCGACAUUGUACAGGAUGUUGUGCUGCUGUGGCACAACGGGGGGGUGCGGGCGGCCUACGGGGAGCGGCAUCGGUACUGGCUGCUGGACGCGGCAGCUUACUACUUCGACAACGUAGAAAGGUUCGGUUCGGAAUCGUUCGCUCCGAACGAAGAAGACAUCAUGCACGAGGGCCUGCAGCUCUUUGAGGAGGUGGUCCGGAACCCGAUCUUCGAAAACACGCCGAUCUUCGUUUUCCUCAACAAGAAGGACCUGUUUGAGCAGAUGAUGACGGAGGGAAUCCCCCUUUCCCGUUGCUUCCCGGACUACAGACCGGGUGCGGGGAGCGACGCGUCAGACGUCCACCAGGCGGUGGCGGAGAUAGAGAGGCGGUUCCUGGAUGUGAUCCACCGGCACAACCCGCGAAAAAACAUCCACGUCCACGUCAUCGCGUCGCGGGUCAGGCUAGAGAUGAAGUCGGCCUUCUCAGACGUGAAGGACAGAAUUAAGGUGAGAAGAAAAAGGUCAUCAAAUGUAUGUAUGUAUGUAUGUAUGUAUCCAAGAAAAAUUCUAUCGUGUACAUGCACGAUGGAAAACAGCAAUAGGGUGAUGUGA
Messenger RNA from Ectocarpus siliculosus, 942 nucleotides. NCBI's taxonomy places the organism in Eukaryota, Phaeophyceae, Ectocarpales, Ectocarpaceae. The record is from the annotation of a GenBank genome assembly.